Molecule: messenger RNA, 2276 nt
Organism: Dromaius novaehollandiae (emu)
Lineage: Eukaryota; Metazoa; Chordata; Aves; Casuariiformes; Dromaiidae
Gene: PEBP4
Product: phosphatidylethanolamine binding protein 4
Exons: 7
Coding region: 1489-2121 (210 amino acids)
Source: RefSeq, a predicted model, not a curated record
AAGCAGCUGAUAAAUGUUGCAAAGACCCAAAUAUAGGUUCAGCUAAUGAACUCCCUGCACUCGCGUUGGAGCUGGCAGCAUAAUCUGCUCCCCCCGAGCAGGUUCAGCCUCAUCUCCUUGCAGUGAAACAUGAAAGGGCUCAUGCUGCCUCUGCAUGGGGACUGCAUGACCUCCUUUCUGUUCGAGAUGCUUUCUGGCACUAUCAAACACUCCUGCUCUGUAGCUGGAAGUGCUCUUUAAUGUGCGUCUCUUCAUGACUCACGGAAGGAGAAGACUCCUUAUCAACGGGGCAGCAAGAGCACCAAAAUCGAUAACAUGCCUCAAAGUCCCCACUUGCAAACGCCGAACUCCAGCCCUUGGCUAAGGGCUACUUCUGGUUUCUGUAGUGGCUCUCACGGCGGCGACAACCCAGCUCUGCGAUAACCCCUGGACCUCGCGUGGCAGUGGACGGAUCCGUCCAGGAAAGCCGGGCGGCUCCCGAGCCAAGCGGAGCGGUUGUGCCUCCUUCGUCUGCCUGACUCUUCCCAGAGCCUUAAAACUGCCCGAGGAGUGCUGGCCUUGCAGCUGGUGUGGAUUUAUGGCCAAAUAUUUCGAAUUUGACGUGCUCUUGUCCUGUGGGUUGGCUCGGGCAGGAUGAAGAUGACUUUGUGGUCCCUGCUGAACGGCACAUGAAGCUGGAAGAGAAACUGAGUGGUGUAAGGAGGGAAAGGCAUGAAUAACCGGCGAGCGGGAGAGCUUGGAGUCACGUGGGGAGGUUUUGCUGGAGGUGUAGCAGUGUGGCCAGGAGGGAGGAUGUGGUUUUCUGUUGCCUCUGCUGGUUGCCAUGGAAAAGCCGUCAGAAAGCCGGGCUUCCUGCAGCACGGGGCUGCGGGAGCUCCCCCGGCCGCAGCUCUGCCAAGUCCUCUGCUCCCUGCGGUUGCGCCGACGGGGAUCGAUAGCACAGACGCUUUCCUCCGUCGUUAGGCAGGAUGGGACUGGAGGAAUUCAUGGGGGCUUCUUGGGUGCUUUGCAGCUUGCAAGACCCUCUGGGACGAGACAAGUGUUAACAGUGACCUAUGUGGGGAAACUGAGGCGGAGAAGAGCCCAAAUUGGGCAAAACUGAUGUAGGACGUGGAGAGGAGCUCAGGUCUGUCUGCAAUGCUUGGGCUGUACUAACCUUCUGGGGACCUGUGCAGCUGGUAGGAGCAUGUUAUUGCCCAGAAACGCCUUUGCCUGUUGUGCAGUGCAGAAAGCCUUCGUGCUCAUGAACACAGGAACAAAACAAUAGUCUUCCUCUUCUCUGCAGCAAGCCGGGGAUAAAGUUUCUAAUGAACUUUUGUGGUGAGAUACGCAACUUCCCUGCAGCAUAAAACAAACUGGAAGGAAAAAAAACCCACUGUGCUGGGCUUCCUGUGUCACAGGGCUGGAGAAAUUCAAGCACACCAGCACUUUCCUCUCCACCUGCAAGCAAUUAACCUCUUGUGAGCACUGAGGUUACUUAAUAAUUUAAUGGAGGGCGGGAUGAAGCUGCUGUGCGCUGCGCUGCUGGCCGCCGGCCUCCUCGGCACCGCCGUCCGCGCCAAGGAGAGGGACGACGGGCGCCCGCGGACCUGCUUCUUCGAGCUGCUGAGCAGCCGGGACAACAAGUUCUGCAGAGGGGAUUUGGAAGUGGUCUACCCCGAGCUGGGCGACGUGGGCUGCACCUACAUCCCCGAGUGCAACCAGUACCGGCAGCGCGUCAGCAGGGAGUGGAGCAGCCCCCGGGUCCGGUACGCGCGGGCGGACAAGAGCAAGAAGUACGUGUUGGUCAUGGUGGACCCGGACGCUCCCAGCCGAGCGGAUCCGAGGAACCGCUUCUGGAGACACUGGCUCGUCGCCGACAUCCGAGGCACCGAUCUGAGGGCCGGCACCCCCAAGGGCCGCGUGCUGACAGAGUACGUCCGCCCGGCGCCGCCGCCCCGCAGCGGGUACCACCGCUACCAGCUCCGCCUGUACGAGCAGCCGGCACACGAGGCCGUGGCCCUGAGCGCCGAGGAGCAGCGCACGCCGGGUGCCUGGUCCCUGGAGCGCUUCGUGGAGCGGUUUCGGCUCGGCUCCGCCGUGGCGUCGACCCAGUUCCUCACGAAACACCACGGCGAUUAGCCGGGGUGGCCGCGAGCCCCGCCGCCCCCCUCCCCGCGCCGCACGGCCCGGCCCCCGCUGAGCCACCCGCCGCGGGGGCACCCCCGGCCGCCCCGUCCCCGUCCCCGUCCUCCCCAGCCGCACUGCUGCUUGCAGAAUAAAGCGUGGAUGGAGCA